AUCGCUUCUUGUUGGUAUGUGUAGCGGCAGUGGCCGCCGACGGAGCAGUCUGAGCCCGACGAUGAGGCCGGGGACUGGAGCCGAGCGUGGAGGCCUCAUGAUGGGGCAUCCUGGCAUGCAUUACGCACCAAUGGGAAUGCACCCUAUGGGCCAGAGAGCAAACAUGCCUCCUGUACCUCAUGGAAUGAUGCCGCAGAUGAUGCCCCCUAUGGGAGGGCCUCCAAUGGGACAAAUGCCUGGAAUGAUGUCUUCUGUAAUGUCAGGAAUGAUGAUGUCUCAUAUGUCUCAGGCUUCCAUGCAACCUGCCUUACCGCCUGGAGUAAAUAGUAUGGAUGUAGCAGCAGGUGCAGCAUCUGGUGCAAAAUCAAUGUGGACAGAACAUAAAUCACCCGAUGGAAGGACUUAUUAUUACAAUACUGAAACAAAACAGUCUACCUGGGAAAAACCAGAUGAUCUUAAAACACCUGCUGAGCAACUCUUGUCUAAAUGCCCGUGGAAAGAGUACAAAUCUGAUUCUGGGAAGCCUUAUUACUAUAAUUCUCAAACGAAAGAGUCCCGCUGGGCCAAACCAAAGGAACUUGAGGAUCUUGAAGCUAUGAUCAAAGCUGAAGAAAGCAGCAAGCAAGAAGAAUGUACUACUACAUCAACAGCCCCAGUUCCUACAACAGAAAUUCCUACCACUAUGAGCACCAUGGCUGCUGCAGAAGCAGCAGCUGCUGUUGUUGCUGCUGCUGCAGCCGCUGCAGCAGCUGCUAAUGCCAAUACUUCCACCACACCUACUAAUACUGUGGGAAGUGUUCCAGUUGCUCCUGAGCCUGAAGUUACUUCCAUUGUUCCUGCUGUUGUCGAUAAUGAAAAUGCAGUAACUAUAUCUAAUGACGAACAAGCACAGAUUGCUAAUGCCACAGCCAUUCAAGAUUUAAGUGGUGACAUUUCCAGCAACACUGGAGAGGAACCAUCUAAACAAGAAACUGUAACCGAUUUUACUCCUAAAAAAGAAGAGGAAGAGAGCCAACCAGCAAAAAAAACAUACACUUGGAAUACAAAGGAGGAGGCAAAGCAAGCAUUUAAAGAAUUAUUGAAAGAAAAGCGGGUACCCUCUAAUGCUUCGUGGGAGCAAGCUAUGAAAAUGAUCAUUAAUGAUCCUCGGUAUAGUGCUUUAGCAAAGCUGAGUGAAAAAAAGCAGGCUUUUAAUGCCUAUAAAGUCCAGACGGAGAAAGAGGAAAAAGAAGAAGCAAGAUCAAAAUACAAAGAAGCUAAGGAAUCUUUUCAGCGUUUUCUUGAAAAUCAUGAGAAAAUGACUUCCACAACCAGAUACAAAAAAGCCGAGCAAAUGUUUGGGGAGAUGGAAGUUUGGAAUGCUAUAUCAGAGCGUGAUCGUCUUGAAAUCUAUGAAGAUGUUUUGUUCUUCCUUUCAAAAAAAGAAAAGGAACAAGCAAAGCAGUUACGAAAGAGAAAUUGGGAAGCCUUAAAAAACAUACUUGACAACAUGGCUAAUGUCACGUAUUCUACUACUUGGUCUGAAGCCCAGCAGUAUCUGAUGGAUAAUCCAACGUUUGCAGAGGAUGAAGAGUUACAGAACAUGGAUAAAGAAGAUGCACUAAUAUGCUUUGAGGAACACAUCCGGGCUUUAGAAAAGGAAGAAGAAGAAGAAAAACAGAAGACUUUGUUGAGAGAAAGGAGGCGGCAGCGUAAAAAUAGGGAAUCUUUUCAGAUAUUCUUAGAUGAACUACAUGAACAUGGACAACUACAUUCUAUGUCCUCUUGGAUGGAACUGUAUCCAACUAUUAGUUCUGACAUUAGAUUCACUAAUAUGCUCGGUCAGCCGGUUUUUUCAUUAGGAUCAACUGCACUUGAUCUUUUCAAGUUUUAUGUUGAAGAUCUUAAAGCACGUUAUCAUGACGAAAAAAAGAUAAUAAAAGACAUUCUGAAGGAUAAAGGAUUUGUAGUUGAAGUAAACACCACUUUUGAAGAUUUUGUGGCAAUAAUAAGUUCAACAAAAAGAUCAACUACUUUGGAUGCUGGAAAUAUCAAGUUGGCCUUCAAUAGUUUACUAGAAAAGGCAGAAGCCCGUGAACGUGAAAGAGAAAAAGAGGAAGCACGAAAAAUGAAAAGAAAAGAGUCUGCAUUUAAGAGUAUGUUGAAACAGGCUGCUCCUCCAAUAGAGCUGGAUGCUGUCUGGGAAGACAUCCGGGAGAGAUUUGUAAAAGAACCAGCAUUUGAAGACAUAACUCUAGAAUCUGAAAGAAAAAGAAUAUUUAAAGAUUUCAUGCAUGUGCUUGAGCAUGAAUGUCAACAUCAUCAUUCAAAGAACAAGAAACAUUCUAAGAAAUCUAAAAAACACCAUAGGAAACGCUCCCGCUCUCGAUCGGGAUCAGAUUCAGAUGAUGAUGAUAGCCAUUCAAAGAAAAAAAGACAGCGAUCAGAGUCCCAUUCUGCUUCAGAACAUUCUUCUAGUGCUGAAUCUGAGAGAAGUUAUAAGAAAUCAAAAAAGCAUAAGAAGAAAAGCAAAAAGAGGAGACAUAAAUCUGACUCUCCAGAAUCAGAUACUGAACGAGAGAAGGAUAAGAAAGAUAAAGAUCGGGAAAGUGAAAAAGACAGAAGUAGACAGAGAUCAGAAUCAAAACACAAAUCACCUAAGAAAAAGACUGGAAAGGAUUCUGGUAACUGGGAUACUUCUGGCAGUGAACUGAGUGAAGGGGAAUUAGAAAAGCGCAGAAGAACCCUUUUGGAGCAACUGGAUGAUGAUCAAUAAAUUAUACCAAAUAUAUGUUUAUAGUAUGAUUUAAAGUCUAAUUCAGACCAGGGAUUAUUUUAAGUUCAAUUUACAUAAUAACACUGGGUUUUAAUUGUGUCACAGGAAAAAAAAGUGCAUUUAUGUAUUGUUAUUGUGGACUUUAUAAAAGCAAAGGAAAUUGAAAAUAACUUGAUUCUGUAUCAAGAAUCAUAUUUUCCUACGGUCAUAACUGUCUUUCUGUGACCCUUUCCUAGGGCACUGCAGGAUGGAUUAAAAGUGGCAAUUUACUGAUAGCUGCAGACGUCUCUACUUUGUUCUAAGUCAUGAGGGGAUUUGAUUUACUUUAUAGAAGUUGGAUUUUGAAGAUACAAUGAACAUUUUUUUUGAUAAUGUAGUACAAAAAAAAGCACCAGCAACCCAUGAUAAGAAUGCUUUUUUGUGCACUACUGAACUGUUGAAAGCCAACAUGAUCUUUUAUGGUGAGCUCUUAAGAAAAGGUGUUUUUGAUGGAAACUUGGUAGACCUUUCACUGGCAGUGCUCAUGAGCACUGCUGUAAUAAAGCCACCAUUAUUUUUAUGAAACAUCUGAAUACAUUUUAAAAAGGCUAUGAGGGCAUUAUUUUGAGCAUCUAUUUUGAGGUGAUGUUUUAAAAUAGCUAACAUCAAAUCAAAUUGUAAAUUACUUUAAAUAUAUUGCCUUAAGGACCUACUAAAGAAUGUGCCACCAAACUUUUGAGUGAUAGUUGAAAUAUCCUUGUAGUAGGGGGAAGAAAAAUCAAUGUUGACUUAAACAUUUUCUUUGAAUUUUUAAUCCAAUCUUUCUCUUUCACUUUUUUUUUUUUUAAAUUCCAUUGAGGAGGUUGUAAAUUGCCUUCCUUACUCACUGAGAAGUAUUGACUCCAUGGUACACAGUCUAAAGCAUUUCUUAUUUCAAUAUUUUUGUACAUUUUUAUCUAUUAUUAAACCUUCUCUUGUAGUGUGCACUAGUGUUUAUUUCUACAUAAACUACUCAGCUCUAAGGAAAUUGUAUGAUCAUUUACAAGAUAAUAAAUCCCUAAAAUUUUGUUUCAUCCUACCAAUGGUAGCUACAUUAAUUUCCUUUUAUAAUAUUUAUGAAUAUAAAUCUGUGCAUUUGAGGUCCUUAGUGUUUUCACUUAUAAAUUUCCUAUGGAAUAUUUUAGAAAGGCAAUGGCUUAAGAUAGAAUACUCUUUACAUGCUAACUUUUGAAGGUUAGUAAUGUGAUUUAUACUAUUUUCCUUCAGUGCAGGAGGGCUUUGGUUUUGUAUGUGUGUAUGUUUUUGUUUCUUUGUUUUUUUUAAGUAUUCAGCACUUAGUCUUCAGUAUUAGGUAUUAUCUUGGUUCUUUUAAUUUGGACUUGCUGAGAUUGUCUCUUUCAAGCUGAGAUUUAGAUAGAACAUAAAUUGUUUCAUUGCCCUAAAAUGAGUUGGGACAGAUCAGUACAACUGUUUUUCCAUCCUGUCCAGUGUUUUAAUUAAAUCUAGUGGUCACUUUAAAAACUCAGAAAAGGGAGAUACUUUGUUUCUAAACUUCUCAUUGCCAUGCCAUUUUCUGUUAUGAAAUAAGACAUGACUUUGUGAAAAAGAUCAUUAUCUUUGAGGAAAUGUGAAAUAAUCAAAGUGCUUGCUUGAGAUUAGUUCCCCAUUAUAUGUCACUCAAGAUAUCUAACAACUUUGGCAACAGAACUUCCUUGAAUUUGAUUGUCAGAGGUCCCAAUUUAGCAGUAGUGAAGAUUGCUAAUGAGUCUGAACACUUGACAUGGAGGUCAGAGAGAGUCUUUAAAUCAUGGAUAUGAUAUUGGGAGGUAAACCAGUAAUGUUUGAUAAGAAAAAUUAGAAUCUGUAAAACAUGUUUUAAUUCCAUGAAUAAUUUUUAAAGUACAACUUUAAAUUUUUGAUAUAUUUGAAUAAAAAGCUAUUGAUGUGUUUUGUUUUAGCAUGUCCUCAAAAUAGAUUUCUGUAUUUCUUAUAAUUUCUUCAUAUUUUCCGAUACCUAUAAAACAUAAAUUAUCCCUGCAGUUAACCUAUGCAAACCAGACAUAGCAAAAAAUAUAAGUGAUUAUCUUGAUUAAACAGAUUUUUAAAGGCAGUUCUUGUGUUACUGCAAACAGAUCAAUAUCAUAACAACCCUAUUGAUUUAAAUAGAAGUUUUAUCUCAGUGUAUUGAAUUUUUACUUUAGGAAACUGGAACUGUAAUAUCCUUGCUAUAAAACAUGUAAAUCAAGUCUAUUCCAUUGUCUUCUCUUGAUUAUCCCAUUCAACGAACUUUAGUUGUUAGAAAAAUGUAGUGUGAAGGUACUACAUCUUUGAAUAUUUUAAAUCCACUAGAUAUUUCUAAAUCUUGAAAAGAUUUGGCAAAACUGACUUAACUUUGAAUAUUUGUUCUUCUAGAUUUGAAUCUGAUUUAUUCAAAUGGGAAAGAAUUUGUUUAUUUCAGUUAAGACUAGGGGCUCUGAUGUUGAAACUUAAUUUUUUCUCAGCAUCACUAUUAUUAAGCUUGCUAAUGUAUUUAAUAACAGGCAAAAUUUUGACCUUGAAUAUUUGAUACUCUUAUUUUCUCCUAUUCCAUCCCUUUUAUGUUGGGGAAAAUUUGUAAGAGUAGUCAGUGUGACCAAUUUAGCAUGAGGAUAAUUUCCAAUCCUCCCAAAUGAAUUUAAAUACUGUGACAGGACUAUCAAUUUUCAUUUUUAAAAUGUUACUGUUUAUUUCAACAUGUAAAACUUUCUGUGUCUUCUGGUAAGUUUGAUAAAUGACUAGUUACAAUUAUUUCAUCUUUUGGAUUUUUAAGUGGGGCCUGGUGUUGACUAGCUGUGAAACAAAAAACGGAUAUUCCUAGAGUAAGGCAAUCCAUUUAGAGUGCUAAUAGCAACUAAAAAGCCUAUGUGUGUUUUUCUGUGAACUAUACGUAGUUCCAGAUUGUAGUGUGCCUCUUUCAUUCAUUUAUAUGCUUUACUAACAUUUGCUAAAUGCUCCUGGUUGUACUCCAGUGCUAAAAGUUGACUAAGUGUUCAUUAGAUUUUUGGAUCCAGAAGAGGAAAAUUGGAUUUACAUUUUAUUUAAGCAUUCUAAUCAGAUAAUACUUAGGGAAGAGUUAUGAAGAAUGGCUUGAAGAUUAUAGAAUUUUAACAUAAAAUGAUGUAUAUACUUAAAAAAAAAUUUUUAAGUUUUAAAAGCAAUCUAACAAAAGUGAAAACAAACUAGAGUUAAUUCCUUAAAUAUAUUUUCCUUUGAGGAAUCUCUCAGUACCAGAUUUUUAAUUGAACCCACCUUCCUCUUCUAAGUUAAACUACACUUGAUUUAUUUACAAAAAUGGAAAGAAAAUGAUGCUAUGAUUUUUUUCAUGGAACUACAAAAUAGGAUAAUGGCAUUUGCCAGAAUGACAAUGAUUAUUUUCUAUUUAAUCCACCAUUUAUUCUGAUGUCACUGGUAGUCAACAUGAAUUCCUCACCUGGGAUUUAUCUCUUUCACUACUCUGUGUGUGUGUGUGUGUGUGUGUGUGUGUGUGUGUGUGUGUGUGUGUAAGUAAUCUGUUAAUUAGGACUGUACCUGGCACACAGUAGGCACUUAACAAAUAGAUGUAAAUUAUCAGUUGAUACAUGUCAUCUAGGACCAUAGCAUCCCAUCCUCCAUAUUGAUGGGCUUAAACCGGCAUCAUUCCAACUAAACCAUACAACUCAGAACUGAUGCCUCUUAAAAAAAAAAAAAAAAA
This is a messenger RNA of Peromyscus leucopus (white-footed mouse), 6464 nucleotides long. RefSeq names its product pre-mRNA processing factor 40 homolog A (gene Prpf40a). Gene Ontology annotation, molecular function: RNA binding; protein binding. NCBI's taxonomy places the organism in Eukaryota, Metazoa, Chordata, Mammalia, Rodentia, Cricetidae. Gene Ontology annotation, biological process: mRNA cis splicing, via spliceosome. The record is from RefSeq and is a predicted model, not a curated record. Gene Ontology annotation, cellular component: U2-type prespliceosome; U1 snRNP. The coding region runs from base 17 to 2755 and encodes 912 amino acids. The transcript is spliced from 25 exons.